Messenger RNA from Lingula anatina, 969 nucleotides. Its product is annotated as flavin-containing monooxygenase 5. The record is from RefSeq and is a predicted model, not a curated record. Gene Ontology annotation, molecular function: N,N-dimethylaniline monooxygenase activity; NADP binding; flavin adenine dinucleotide binding. NCBI's taxonomy places the organism in Eukaryota, Metazoa, Brachiopoda, Lingulata, Lingulida, Lingulidae.
AUGCAUGCAUACCAUGUCUUUCAGAAAUUGGACAAGAAAAUAUGUCCCAGAGUGUGGCUGAGUACCAGGUCUGGGGCCUGGGUGGUACCUAACUACCUGUUUGGACAUCCCGUGGACCACUACGCUUGCCGCGCCUUCCUCUGGUUGCCUUGGAAACUGGGCACAUUUAUCUUAGAAACUGUGAUAAAGUUGCUGCAUGGGAACCCUAGCAUGUAUGGUUUGAAUCCCAAGAUGCAUGCCUUACAGACCCAACCUAGCGUGAGUCCUGUCCUCUACCACCACAUACAGAGAGGACAGAUCAAAAUUGUGCCAAAUAUUCAGAAAAUUGAAGGCAAGACUGUCCACUUUACUGACGGUCAGUCCGCAGAGUUUGACCAGAUUGUCCUGUGCACUGGGUACAGAAUCGACCUCCCGUAUCUGGCAGAUGAUGUCCGCUCCAAGGUGCUAGAUGAGGGGACGAACCACAUCAAGCUGUACAAGAAUGUGUUUUCCCCAGAAGUGGGCCACACGCUUGCCUUCAUAGGCUUCGUCCAGCCAGCGUCAGGGGGAGUCUUGACCAUGUCAGAGAUACAGUCCAGAUGGUUUGCAGAGCUGUGCAAGGGUAAAGUCAAACUGCCCAGCAAACAAGCAAUGGAAAAGAGUAUUGAGAAAGACAAGCGUCAGCAUGCAGAUCGUUACUUUGCGUCAGCCAGACAUACAAUACAGAAGGACCCCAUUCUGUAUAACGAUGACAUCGCUGCAAAGUUUGGAGCCAAACCUCAACUUUGGAGACACCCUACGUUAGCUUGGAGGCUUCUGCUGAGCAGUUGUGGCGCCUCCCAGUGGCGUCUUCAGGGACCAAACAAAUGGGACAAGGCAGCCGAGGAAAUCAGGAAGGUGCCCGUCACAGGACUCAUUCAGAACAUGGCAGUUUUGUUGCUGGCGCUAUUUGCUUCACUUUUACUGUUAUUGUUCAUUUUUGCGUUUUAA